AUGGCAUUCAACCAAUUUAUCCAAAGUCUGGACCUCAGCAACAACGAGGCCCUCAAAGUCCGGGCCCUACUCCAGUCCAAAGUCACCGAUAGCCUUGAGCAGGUAGCUACCAGCAGCACCGGUCAGAACGUGGCGCUAGCAUCAUCCAUCUCAAAGAUCGUCUUCCGCGAGAACAUCGGCUGGAUAGGGCCCGAAUCCGAAACCUACAUCGCCACAUGCGAAGCAAACUGGUCCGCCACCUGUCACUUGAACCCCUCAUGCAUCAUCCAGCCCGCAGACAAGCACGAUGUAGCCAAGGCCCUCCGAAUCAUCACUACUCUCAAAGUCCCCUUUGCAAUCCGCAGCGGCGGCCACAACCCUAAUCGGGGAUGGGCCAGCGCCGGUGAGAACGCAAUCCUGAUCGACAUGAACCGCAUCUGCGAUGUGGUUCUCAGCCAGAACAAGAAGACUGUGGAGAUUGGCCCCGGAAACCGCUGGCAGAAGGUGUACGAGACGCUGGACGGAUCUGGGGUCUCUGUCAUCGGUGGACGCACGGGCGAUGUUGGCAUUGGCGGGCUGAUCCUCGGGGGCGGGUUUCCGAGUUUCUCAAGCGAGUAUGGUCUGGCGUGUGAUAAUGUGAGAGCUUUUGAGGUGGUGCUUUCGGACUCGUCGAUUGUUAAUGCUAGUCGGACGGAGAAUCCGGACCUGUUUUGGGCUCUCAAAGGCGGCGGUUCUAAUUUUGGUAUUGUCACCAAGUUCACCUACUGGACUGUCCCAAUUGAUAAGAUCUGGUUUGCCGCCCGUAUUUACGAACCCUCGGUCAACGGUCAGAUUCUCAAGGCAAUUGAGGAAUGGCAAAAGGCUGCCGAGAAUGAGUCCCGGGGAUCAAUCAUCCACCAUAUCGGACACAAACGAACGCUGCUGGGUUGGAUCUACUCCUCGCCUGUGGAGUUCCCUCCGCUAUUCGAGAUGUUCUAUGACAUUCCGUAUGAGUCGUCGUUCGUGGAGUCGACCAUUGGCACUAUUCUCGAUUUUACCAAAAGCACAUCCAACAGGGUUCUAGGAACACCGCAGAAGCUGAGACGCGAUGCGUUUGGAAUAACCACCCGACCCAGCGCCGACUUCUACACGCUGGCAUACGACCGCUGGCGUCAGGUUACGGACGAGCUCUAUGAACAGACUGGGUGUGAUAUGGGCAUGGUGGUGCAGCCACUGACCACAUCCGCGAUGAAGAUCGGCCGGGAGAAUGGAGGAAACGCGCUGAACACAGCGGUGGAGCCUCAACAAUGGAUGUCCUAUCUGGCACAGUGGGUGAAGGAAGACGACGACGAACGCGUUCAAAGAGCGGUGUUCGAAUUGCGUGAUUAUUUGCGAGAGACUGCAGUGCAAAUGGACAUUUUGCUGCCGUUUGUCUUUAUGAAUAAUGCGACUUUUGCGCAGGAUCCUCUGACCGGCUACGGAGCUCAACACAUCGCGCGGAUGAAGGAGGUGAGCAGGAAGUACGACGCCGAGCAGGUGUUCCAGACUCUACAGGGUGACGGGUUUUUGCUCCGAAAGGUCUAG
Aspergillus candidus is the source of this 1542-nucleotide messenger RNA. Its product is annotated as FAD-binding oxidoreductase. The transcript has 4 exons. The coding region runs from base 1 to 1542 and encodes 513 amino acids. NCBI's taxonomy places the organism in Eukaryota, Fungi, Ascomycota, Eurotiomycetes, Eurotiales, Aspergillaceae. The record is from RefSeq and is a predicted model, not a curated record. Gene Ontology annotation, molecular function: FAD binding.